AUGGAUUGUUUUUGCAGGAGAAAAUUUCCUCACAACAUCAUUCUUCUCGGUCUUUUUGUGAGUGUCAUAUCAUUAAUAAUGAUCUAUUUUUGAUCCGUCUUUAUACUUUAUAUCAAUUUCAUAUAACGAAAAAUGUUAUUUGUCUUGUUUUUAGACUCUUUGCGAGGGAUUCCUUUUGGGUGCCGCCGCAAGGUAGCUAUUCUCCUUUUUAUGUUCUUAUUCAUGAUGUAUAGGCCUGUGUAGUUAACCUGCAUGUCACAAAUAUCUGCAGAACCUGACUAUGUCGUGUGCUAUGUGGUUCCAGACGAUUUGCCUAGAAAAUCUCCCCAUUCAUUUAUUGUAGUUCGUUAUGUAGGUUACGAGGCAGUGUGAGAACGAUAAUUUAUAGUCAAUUACAGUAGGUUCAAGUUGUGAGUAUACACAGCUUUCAAUAAUUUCGCACGUUUUGUGGUAAUUUAACUUGAAUAUUGGUAGCUUAGGGUCUACUGUUUUGUCGAACACUUUUUCUUAAACUUCAACUUCCAAGUGCAACAGUGCUUGCACAAAAAUGGAAGGUUUUAAACGCGAUAAGAAUUAUAAGGGGCUUUAAAAACUAUCAAAGGACGAAAGUAAUUCCGAAGUGCGAACCUAAAAGACUAGAAAUAUAUCAUUGCCGGAAAACCCACCACAAAAACGCAUUUCUGCUGUAAUUGAUCAGUUGACAUUUCUCCGAUGAGAACUUGGCAUGUUAUAUCUCCAAAGAACUUGGCGUAUUUAUCCCCGAACUAGUUAUUUGGUUAUAUUUUAAAGGCCACAGUGUAAAUGUAUUUAGGACAUGCUUAAUGUAGCUUUUUUUCUUUUUAAUGUUGGGAAUAUGUAUAUUCACUUCUUGUUUGUAGGUUGGAAAAUUUAUUGAAUACAUUAUACUACAUGUUUAACGUACAGUAUAUACUGUGCACGCCUGAAUCAAAUAGACGAAACAGAAACAAUUAUGUCCAUGCAUGAUCGCUCAACCGCUACAACUUGGGCUUUUGCACGGGGGACUUGAACAUCAAUUGAAAAUCCUAUAGUGCGUUAAUCUAUGAAAUUUAUCAUGCAUGCAUAUGCAUUAUGAAAUAUCAAUGCCGCAAAAAGUCCAAGUUUUAGUGACCGCUCUAGAAUCAUUAAAGGACUUACACAACACCGCGGAAAAACGUCUGCGCAUGCGUCAACAUUACUAAAAUCUGUAUUGCGAACGUGAUGUCAAGUGUUCCGAAGGUUGUCAAAAACUCAAAAUGGAAGCGACUUCGAUGUUUUGCCUUUUCUGUGAAAAUGCUACCGGAAUAAUGAAUAUGACAACCUAAAAACUAGAAAUAAUUACAGUCUACAGUACAUGUGCAAGAAGUUGUAUUAUGUAAGAAAAUAAACCAAAGGUGACUGUCGAUACAUUUAUUGUAUAAAACGUUCUUUAACUGAACCGUACAAAGUUAUUUUUCUUAGGUUCAUAUGAUCCACAUUUUUGUCAAUAACUGUUUUUGCGUAGCAUGUAUAAUUUUUGCGUGGACUAUAUUUAAGGGUAAUGAUUUACUCUACAAUUUAAUCGUGUGCAAAUGCUUAACUAUUCUAUAGUUUUCUUAACUUUUCUGCUUUAAGUUCUGUUGUUGUCAAGAAAUGUUCACACGCCUCCCGGUCUUAAACGGUAAUUUUUAAUCUAAAUUCUGUUUCUUUUUAGAUUUUAUAUGUUAGUAAACUUUUUAUUAAUGUCUAAACUACUCGUCUAGUGUAUUUUUUGUGUGUUUCAAUUACCUUAAAUAAUUGAAUAGCCAUGUUUUUUAUUACAAUUUGGCAUUUAAAUUCCUCGCCAUCUUUUUUGUGCCCACGCAUGCGCAGACGUUUUUCCGCGGUGUUGACUUACACACAUCGAAUGGUGUUGUGCGCGAGCAAUUUUUAAUAUUUAUGGUUCACAAAAACACUCGCGCUUUUAAUUAAAAUUAAAUUUUAAUGUUUUUAGAAUUCAGAAGACCCCAAACUAUACCAAUAUCCACAUACAUUUUACAAAAGUUGUGGAAUUUUCAAUUUAGUGGCCAUUUGAAAAUUGUCUACUGCAUAUACCAUGCAUUUUCUUGUCUUGUGAGUGAACCAUGUUAUCUCUUCUUUAUUUCUUUGUCUCGGUUUCUAACCAGAAAAUUAAAUUAUUGCCACGUCACAAGUACAACUCAAACAACUUCAUUUCCACUGCACUACCUGGGUACGGGAUGCUGCACUGGAACUUUUCAUAUAAGAUAACAUAAUUUCAAAACUCAACUCCAUGCAGAGAUUGUGAGACCAUUUUGCGGACUUAAGAUGUCCCGAAAGUUUGUAAGCAGGUUGAUGAACUACUUCAAUACAAUCUAUAUCAAUCCAUUAUAUUUUAUUCCAGCACAUACGAUGCGGAUGCUGUUCUUAUAGCUGCUGGAAUAACAACAGUGAGUGAUGGUGUCUUGGAGAGACGUCGUACUUUUUAUAUUGUGGACUGGUUAAAAAACGUCAGUCAAAAAACUAAUAGAAACGUAAUGUCGUUUUAGGCUGUUGUUCUUGCCAUAACUUUAUUCUCCUUCCAAACCAAGGUAAACGAGACAUGAGUGCGAAUAUGACGUAUUAUACAAUCUUGUUGGAAACAACGAAUAUUUACUUCAAUCAUCUUUCCCAUAUGUUCGACCUAAAACUCUUACUUGUCAUCUUUUUUUGUUUUUGUUAAAGUAUGAUUUCACCAUGAUGGGAGGAAUGCUUUUUGUGGCGUUGAUCAUUCUUAUUUUGUUUGGUUUUUUGUCUAUCUUCUUUUACAGCAGGGUACGUGUACACGAUUAGACUUUGUUAAAAAAUAACAGUCCAGCUAUAUAGUAUCGAAAGUGUGUUAUAUUCAACAAACCUCAUGCAUGCAUCUUUUAUACCAAUCCGAUUUCGUAGCGUUUUUGCUUUGUUCUUCGGUCACAAAGAAAUAAAGAACAAUGGUAUAAUUACCUGAAACGCUACGAAAACGAAUUAGUGCGGACGUAGCCUAAUUAAUUCUGGCGAUGUCCUGUUAUAUGAAACCUAGGCUAUAUUGCUCAAUUCAAACUUCAUCAUUCUAUAUACUUGUCAGUUAUAGUUUUAAGUAUCACUAUAGCUACUACACGUCAUUUUUUAGAUUCUUCAGCUUGUUUAUGCAUGUCUCGGAGCACUGAUUUUUUCAAUGGUAUGUAUUCGAUCGAAAAUUUCGGGAGAACUGCAAAACUAACAUGCACCUAUUUCUCAUAUCGGUGUAUAUGUUCUCUCGCAUCAUAUAUUUUGGAAUAUUAUACCUCACAAUGAGCUUGUCCAAUCAGAGAACUAAAUUUGUACCACAUGACCAUGGUAUUUUUCAGCGAAUACUAUGACCUAGGCAAUUUGAACCCUGGGUGUUUUACCCGGGGCCAUGGUAUUCGACUUCGAAUACCACGCUUGAGCGGGAAAUUCGACUUUAAAUGUAAACUUUAAAUGUAAAGUUAUCAAAAGUUGUGUUUUGAAAUUAAAAGUUAAUUGAAUGGUAUUUGUUUUCUACUUAUUUUUGAAAGGUUCGGUAUAAUAUACCAUUUAUAGACCUUUCACUCGGGGUAUUCCACAAAAAAUUACCCUGCGAGAUGAAAUAUUCCUCGGGCUUCGCCCUCGGAAUAUUUCAUCCCUCAGGGUAAUUUUUUGUGGAAUACCCCUCGUUUCAGGUCUAUAACUGAUAACUAUAACGAAUGAACUAGAUUAAUACAUGUCAAAUGCAUAACACAAUAGGAUUGAUUUCUAAACACAAAAUACUUUUAUAUUUUAUUCAAUUCAUCUUAAUCAAUUACACUUCUUAAAGUUUGAAGUGCUAAUAACACACACCAUUCUUCAUAUGUUGUCGUAAGCAUAUACAGUACACAAUACAUAACUCACAUAAGUAAGCAAUUUUAUCACUGACAUUUAUAAUAAGUUAAUUGUGACAACUUCCAUUCCGUUGCUUUCUUUUCUUUCAGUAUCUGGUGUAUGAUACUCAGAUCAUGAUGGGUGGUGGUAAAAGAUACGCUCUGUCUCCUGAAGAAUACGUCUUUGCUGCUCUCAACUUGUAUCUUGAUAUCAUCAACCUAUUCAUUUUCAUUCUCCAAAUUGUUUCAGCUGCUAAAGGAAACUAAAGAAGUAUAUAUCUGUAUGAACUCGGUCUAAACUCGAAUUGUCAGUAUAUUAUUUAACUGCCUAUAUACCUAUAAUUCAGCAUUUUCUAACUGGUCCAUGUCUAAUAGUUAAAUAUUUCUUACUAAUUGAUGCCCAAUUCCUCAAUUAAGGGUUAUUUGAUAUAUGUUGAUGAGAUGACGAAGCAGGAGCAAUUUCAAUACUAUACUCUCUGCUACUAAAAAGUAUAUUUAGACCUGCAUGAAUGAUGCACUAUAAUUACGAUGACUCAAAAAAAGUUUUGUUUUGUCGUGAUGUAAAUGUUUUGUAUGUUAAGCGAUGCAUGUUGCAACGUCAUACGUAAUAUAAUGCAAUCAUAACUUUAACAGAAUUUGGUGAAAUCAAUAAAUACAUUAAAAUUUAAAUCCGUACAGGCUAUAGAUGAGUUUCACUAAGUUGAACCGGUGCAGCACUUGGUGCAUGGUCAAACUCUAUGGCUAAAAUAUGUUGUCAAACUGACCAAAUUGUUCACUAUUUGUACUGACCUUGUGUUCGGUGGCAGCAUAUGGCACAUGCAUGUAAUAGGAACGUGUAUCAUGAUGAUUUUAUCGUCUCGUAAGUUUGAAUACAUUUAUGUUGACCAAAACAUGCAGAUCAAAACAUUUGUAGGUCAAGACAUUUAGCUAAAACCCAUCGAUGUAUGGACCAUUUAUAACAUAAAAAAUACUUCGUAUACAAAAAAGCACCAUGAGCCCACAAGAGCUGAGUAAUAAACAAGAACUCAACAUAUAUACCAGAUUGUUAUAUAGCUAGUUCUUAAGAUAAACGUGAUUGGCUGAUUUGUAGUCACGUGGGUUUUAAUAAAUGCAAUGUAUCCCGCCGGACAACCAGUGAAAAAUUAUCAUGCGCUUUGACCGGCUACGUAUGUAAAUGCUUAAAAUGGAGUCAAACGUUUAUGUGCGAUAGUUUUGAAAAGGAAAUCAAGCUUCAAGUUUUGAACAUUUGAAUUAUUGUUGCACAAUACCAUUUUAUACAUGUGUUGUACUAGCUUACACCAUUACAGUGUACAAACAUCUUAGUAUAGUCUAUAGAACAGAUAUUUAGCACACAAGUAUAGCAAAAAUGAGUAAUAAUGCAUGUGUAUAAUUAACUGCUAUACCAGUAUUAAUAAAAUGUAAUGUUAACUUUUCGGUGGCCAUGAAAAGCAUGGAAUUUGUUAUUGUCAAUGUUCAUGCACAUUUAAGAACAUCAAGUUAAAUGCAAAUGCUAUUAUCCUAACCCAAAUCAUAACGCGAAAUCUAUCCUGUAAGAAUAGGUUUUGUAAACCUUAUCUUGUGACAUCAUUUAGGAAUAGUUACUAGCCUAGCAUUAUUCAUUCACUUAGGGACAGACCUUUAGGAAAUACAGUGAUGGUAGAAGUGGGGGCUUUUCAGCUUGCAUGAUUUUUUCAGAAGACGGCUUGUGCAGGGUUUUUUGCGUCAUCUUAAAUGCUUCUUCGCUUUCUCUUGCGCGAAUGUUUUUGUUUUUCGACGCCAUACUCCCUACCAUCAGUUUUCUGAUGUCCAUCGUACGUCUAGUCACGAUUCAAUGAUCGGAAUGUAGCAUUGUUAUUUUAUUGUAUUGGAAAUUUCACUAAAUUCUCCAUACCAUCUAGUCACCCACCUUUUUGACUUUUCCAUUAAUGAUGUUUCCAUUAAUCCAAAAAGCGUCCAUGUACCCAGGAUGAGGUUUUUCCCACGCUCGCAAAAUACCCACAUCAAAAAUAGCAGCGGACUGGCUCAGCUCGCUUAGUAAACUUUGUAUUAUGCGGUAUUUCUACGAGCGAGGAACAACCUCGCACCCGGGGUAAAGGGCCUGUUACCGUUGAAUGGUUUAUACCUCAUAAAAACGUUGUGCUGGAUGAUUAAUAAGGGAUUAAACAUAAUUAUGCUUCUUAGAUAUGCUUCUUAAUUAGAUUUG
Paramuricea clavata is the source of this 6054-nucleotide messenger RNA. The record is from the annotation of a GenBank genome assembly. Lineage: Eukaryota; Metazoa; Cnidaria; Anthozoa; Malacalcyonacea; Plexauridae.